CCUACCGGUUAAAUAUGUAGAUAAAUACCUAGUUAAUUCACCAUUAAACAAUAAACUCUUUGAGUUAAUUGCUCCGAGGCCUUAAACCGUUUGUUUUCUGUUGGUUUUCUGAAAUUUGAAUUAUUCGAAUUCGUAAUAAUUCGGUUACGAAUGCGUUGCGAACUUGCGAAGUUGUGAAUUCUUUUAGUUUUGUUUCACUCGAUUGUUAUUUAAUAUGUUCUGUUUUGAUAGCAACCUGUUGUUUGGGUUCUUUUAAUUAUUCAAGUUAAGUUUUGAUUAGUACCUAGUUGAGUUUGUUGUUAAUUUUAAAAUGGCUUCUAGGAGGAAGGUGUAUUGUGUUUUUGGAUGUAGUGAAAUGGGAGCAUAUAUGCAUCGUUUCCCUCACCCUACAAGACGACCGGAGUUGUUUACUACCUGGAUGUCAAUUGUAGGUGAACGACUAAAAGAUCUUGAGCCUGACAAGAUCUAUAGAAACAAGAGAGUCUGUGAUUACCAUUUCAAGCCUGAGCACAAAGUUUCAUGUCACCGAUUACUAAAUUUGUCUGUUCCAUCAAUUAACUUGAAUGGUAUAUUUCCUUCUGUGAGUACAGCGGUUAACAUGGAACAUAACUAUUCUCAGCCAAGGAUGUGGCCUUGUGAGACAAGGGCAAAUGAAGAUAUUGAUGUCCCAUUAAAUCAACAAUUUUUAGAUAAAGGACUCCAAAAUCAACUGGAACCUGGAAUAAGCAACCAGCCUUCGACGUCCCAGAAGGCCAUAAAAGGUGCAGCUAGCGCGGCAUGCCAGGCCACGCCCUUGCGCUCGCACACGCCGCCGCGGCCGCCGCCACCGCAAUUGCUUAGAUUAUCGAGUGACUCAUCCAAUACGGUGGCCGCCAGCGAAGCGACGCGCGCUGACCUGUUGGCGCCUAGCGAGACGUCGGCUACGGGGAGCGUGCCUGCAUCGUUGCCGUCGAGCGCUGACGCCGUGUUGAGUGAAGUGUUGGAUAAAAUUACAACAAUCAAUGCUGUAAACCCGGUGAGAUCCAACCAUAUUUGUAUUUCUAGUUUUGACCCUGCUUUAAAUGAUUUUAAUGUUUGGUGUGAGGAAGUGGAUCAUUUGUGCCGUAUUAAUCGUUGGGACGAUCGCGAGUGCUUGGCACGUAUAGGUAAUUGCUUAAAGGGUGAUGCACGUGUCUGGCUUAGUGAAUGGUCUACUAAUGAGCGUUCGUGGUCUAUUUUUAAACGUGAUUUCCAAUCGUUGUGCCCGCGUAGAAUAGAUAGUGCUAACAUCCUAUUCGAAGUUAUGAAGACAGAUUCCGAUCGUUAUCCUACAUAUGCUGAGUAUGCUAGAAGUUCACUGUUGCGAUUACGCGUUGUCAAGGGUUUGAGUGAAGAAUUAAUAAGUGCAAUAAUUAUUCGCGGUAUAACCGACCCGCAGAUUCGUGCGGCCGCUACGAACGCUAACUUGUUACCCUGUGACUUAGUUGGAUUUUUGUCGAUUUAUAUUAAACCGGCUCAGACCCCCGUUCGUAAUAAACAUAUUGAGCCUCUAAAGUCUUUCGCGAAAAAGAGAACAUUAUAGUACAUUAUCUAAAUGUUUUAAGUAAAUGUAAUGGUUUCGGUCACAAACAAAACGAAUGCCCCAAACGCGUCAGAUUAAAUAAUACGUUUGAUAGAAAUGAGUCAUCGGG
Colias croceus (clouded yellow) is the source of this 1670-nucleotide messenger RNA. RefSeq lists its product as uncharacterized. Lineage: Eukaryota; Metazoa; Arthropoda; Insecta; Lepidoptera; Pieridae. The coding region runs from base 311 to 1561 and encodes 416 amino acids. The transcript is spliced from 5 exons. The record is from RefSeq and is a predicted model, not a curated record.